GAGCAGGCAUGGACACAAAUUCACAUGCUGAACUUAACGCUGUAUCACAUGCCGUUAGUUAAGUCAAUUAGAAAAUGUCUUCAAAGAAAAAUAAAAGCAAGUCUAAACGAGGAAAUGAAGGCGACAACUCGAGCGGUCUAAAGGAUGGCUCGGGUGAUUCAACAAACUUACAGAACUCCACCGUUGGAGCAAACAGCAACACCGGCAACAACUCAUUUGCUGUCAUCGACUUCAUUGAGAAAGAAGAGGAUAAAGUCCCAAAGAGAUGCAGAGCAUUUCUCGUCCAGUUGAGCCUUAAUGCAAUGAAGACUGCUAACAUUUGCAUCGGAAGACCGGUGCUGUUGUCAAGCAGUACAGGCCAACAAGAGGUGUGCCUGGCCUGGCCUACUGCUGGUCUCCCAGGAGGGAGAGCAGGCCUGCAGAAGAGCAUCCAGAGCAGCCUGGGGGUCCAGGCUGGGGGCGUGGUCUCUCUCCAGCCUAUCACAGGCCCCGUGCUGCAGGCGCAUGAGCUGCUUCUGUCUAUCAGACAAAAAGACGAAGCUCUAGAAAAAGAAGAGUUCAGCAACUUCUUUGUCCACUCUUUGGAUGGAAGGAUUCUUCUCCCUGGAAACUCCCUCUCUCUGACUUACUUUGGGCGAGCUUGCAGCCUGUGUGUGGAGGUUGUGAAGGGCGUGGAUGGAGGCACCUUGGCCCUACCCUCCAGACAUGGCAUUGGGGAGGCCUCUGGGACGAGCUCUGCCCUGGGCCCCAUUCAGGACCCUAGGGAGGCCUCUGGGACGAGCUCUGUCCUGGGCCCCAUUCAGGACCCUGGGGAGGCCUUUGGGACGAGCUCUGCCCUGGGCCCCAUACAGGACUCUAGGGAGGCCUCUGGGACGAGCUCUGCCCUGGGCCCCAUACAGGACUCUGGGGAGGCCUCUGGGACGAGCUCUGUCCUGGGCCCCAGCUUGGUGGACCUGUCUCUGCAGCUCAGCCUGCUGACUGUGGAGGAUGGAGGACCAGGCUCUGCUGGAGACAGUGGCCCUGCAGCCAGCACCCCCUGCCGGCCCCAGCGUUCCUCCUCCCCCUCCUCUCCCUCCUCCUCAUCUCCCUUUACUCCUGCCUACAACCCCCAGAAUCCCCUCACUCCCGCCUCCAACUUCCAGAAUCCCCACACUCUCUCCUCCAACCCCCAGACUCCCCUUACUCCUGCCUACAACUCCCAGAAUCCCCACACUCUCUCCUCCAACCCCCAGACUCCCCUCACUCCUGCCUUCAACCUCCAGACUCCCCUCACUCCCGCCUCCAAUUCCCAGAAUCCCACUGACCUCGUAAAGAGCAGCGCCAGUUUGGAGAGCACCAGUAUUCUUUGUCCUGAGGAGACCGACCCCUUCAAGUCGCGCACAGCACCAUCUGGUGGCGCUCUGUGUACUGACACCUUCUACUGCAUCUCAGCCUCCACCAAGAUCCGGCUCAGAGACAGACAGGCAGGCUCUCAGUGGGGGCGGGAUGAAACACAGGCCGAAAGGUCAAAAGUCACGUUCAGUAUGAUUGGCGGUCUCAGCAGCCAGUUGGAUGUGAUCAGGGAGACCAUUGAGCUGCCACUAAAACACCCUGAACUAUUCUCCAACUACGGGAUCCCACCACCCAGGGGAGUGCUCUUAUACGGUCCUCCGGGAACAGGGAAGACUAUGAUUGGACGAGCCAUAGCCAAUGAGGUUGGGGCUUACAUGACGGUGAUCAAUGGUGCAGAGAUCAUGAGCAAAUUCUACGGUGAGACUGAAGCAAGGCUUAGACAGAUAUUCAUUGAUGCUGCUCAGAGGCAGCCUGCGAUCAUCUUCAUCGACGAGCUAGAUGCUCUGUGUCCCAAACGCGAGGGGGCGCAGAACGAGGUGGAGAAGCGUGUCGUAGCUUCUCUGCUGACCCUCAUGGACGGGAUCGGCUCAGAGGGCCAUUCGGGGCAGCUGCUGGUCCUAGGGGCCACAAACCGCCCCCACGCCCUGGACCCCGCCCUACGACGUCCGGGACGCUUCGACAAAGAGCUGGAGGUGGGCGUCCCGGGGGCGGUGGAACGAGCAGACAUCUUGCAGAAGCUGAUGAGCGCUGUGCCUAGCAGCGUGAGCCCAGAGGAACUCGCCCAGCUAGCUGAUGCUGCGCAUGGAUACGUCGGAGCUGACCUGGCAGCUGUGUGCAAGGAGGCAGGACUGCGUGCGCUGAGGCGAGCACUGGGCGGUGGCGUCCAGCCGUCAGACGUGGACCUGAGGGGAACUGUGAUGGUGACCCUCCACGACCUUCAGCUGGCCAUGUCAGAGGUCAAACCCAGCGCCAUGAGGGAGGUCGCCAUUGACAUCCCCAAGGUGUGCUGGUCAGACGUGGGGGGGAUGGCGGAGGUGAAGUUGCAGCUCCUGCAGGCUGUGCUGUGGCCCCUGAGACACCCUGAAGCCUUCUGCCGGAUGGGCAUCCUGCCGCCCAGGGGCCUCCUGCUCUACGGGCCCCCUGGAUGCUCCAAGACUAUGAUCGCCAAGGCCCUGGCCAACGAGAGCGGACUCAACUUCCUGGCUAUCAAGGGUCCAGAGCUACUGAGCAAGUAUGUGGGAGAGUCGGAGCGGGCGGUCAGAGAAGUGUUCAGAAAGGCCAGAGCUGUGUCUCCCUCCAUCGUGUUCUUUGAUGAGAUCGAUGCCCUGGCAGGAGAGAGAGGAGGGUGAGAGUCCAUCUGGACGAGCUAGCACAGGCGCUAGCAGCACACACACACACACACACACCUCCCUCGCCACUGUACUAGUCUCUGUGUUGGUACCAGGGUUGUGAACCAGACCUGCACAGCUCUGGACUUCAUAACUACAUGAAGGAGAGCUUCAGUACUGACACCACAUCUCCCCGCCACACGCCUUCUGGAAGAAUGCACUUAGCUACCAUCUAUAAAGGUUAUUUACUGGUCUGUACUUCCUCUGCGUUUAAUCAAUGAAGUGGCUUGUGCACA
Hypomesus transpacificus is the source of this 2956-nucleotide messenger RNA. RefSeq names its product spermatogenesis associated 5 (gene afg2a). Gene Ontology annotation, molecular function: ATP hydrolysis activity; ATP binding. The transcript has 14 exons. The record is from RefSeq and is a predicted model, not a curated record. The coding region runs from base 75 to 2681 and encodes 868 amino acids. Gene Ontology annotation, cellular component: cytoplasm. NCBI's taxonomy places the organism in Eukaryota, Metazoa, Chordata, Actinopteri, Osmeriformes, Osmeridae.